GGGCGGCUGAGGGGCUGCGUGUGCCCCGGGCCGGCCGGACAAGCACCGCACCCGCCGGGCUCACAGGGGGCCCCGCCCCGGGCUGUGCCUUGGGAAGGGCAGGAGCGAGGCCACUUGUGGCACGGACGCAAGGCCCCGGCCGGCCCGAGCCGCACGCUGCCACAGAGGGGCCCCGGGCACUCGCCUGCUAAGACCCUUAUAAGCCUCAGCGGGAAAAGGGACCAGCUCCCUAGGAAUACCGAGAGAUAAGGCAAGGGCUGAGCCGCCACGAGGACCGAGGGAGAGCAUCUCUCAGCCACAAGCAGCCCUCCAAGCACAGGACCAAACAGGAGGUGUCGGCUAGAGCCGUGCACCGGGACAAGGACCGUAUCAAUCGCAGAGCCCAGUUUAACACCUCUGUCAUCUGCGGCCAGCAGAGUAAGCCCCUGAGAAGCUGCAGGGGCCAGAAAGAAACACCAGCCAGAGAUAAGCGCUGGGACAAGCCUCCCAUCAGGCACGGGGGGGGGGGCCAGGCAAAAACAUGGAUCAGUCGCCAGGAUUAAACCCUUCCCAGGGUGCUGAUCAGACAUAUGCCUAUGAACGUGGGCAUGGCCCUUAUCAGCCACACGAACCAGGUUAUGGUCUUGAUCAGCCAGAUUACAGCCCAUAUGAUGAUCAGAUACCCGAUCCAAAAGCCCGAAUGCUGGCAAUCCAGAAUGCAAAAGCCUAUUUACUGAAGACCAGCACAACAUCUGGCCUGAACUUAUACGAUCAUCUUGCUAAUGUGCUAACAAAGAUCCUGGAUGAACAGCCCACAAAUACAGUAGACAUAAUUGAGAAUAUCAGCAAGGAUGUGAAGUGGGCUCGAUUUCAGAAAAAAAUGGACACUCUUCGAGAUGAAUAUGAGAUUCCUCCAACAUAUGAAGCUGCAGAAAAGUGUAAAGCUUUGUUCAUCAAGGAAAAUGGAGAAGAAAAUGAAGAAAUAAUAGAAGAAGAGAUAGGACAUUCCCCUCUACCGAAUGUGAUGGAAACAGCCUUUUAUUUUGAACAGGCUGGAAUUGGCUUGAGCAAAGAUGAAUCCUAUUAUAUAUUCCUUGCCCUUAAAAACCUAACUAGCGUUCAGCCAAUCCAAACCUGUCGCUUCUGGGGCAAGAUUUUGGGCCUGGAAAUGAACUAUAUUAUAGCAGAAGCACAAUUACGUGAAGGGGAAGAGGAGGAGGAAGCAGGAGAGGAAGCUACUGAGGAAGAAGUGAAAGGGAUGGAAGAGGUCGAAGAGCAAGAUGAGGAAAAAGAAAAAGAAGAUGAACCACCAAAGUCCACCUAUAAACCCCCACCUGAUAUCCCAAAAGAAGAAAACGGGACUGGGGCUAAUAAAUAUGUCUACUUUGUCUGUAAUGAGCCAGGCAAACCCUGGGUGAAGUUGCCUCCAGUGACACCAGCCCAGAUUGUCUGUGCCAGGAAAAUCAAGAAGUUCUUCACUGGUCGGCUGCAUGCUCCUGUUGUGAGCUUUCCUCCUUUCCCUGGAAACGAGGCCAAUUACCUGCGUGCACAGAUAGCUCGAAUCUCAGCAGGAACCCAUGUCUCUCCCACUGGAUUUUACCAGUUUCCAGAAGAGGAAGAAGAAGAAGAAGGUGGUGACACAUAUGAAGAAAAUCCUGAGUUUGAGCCUCCUCCUGUGGCUGAAAUGGUGGAUUCUCUCUCCACAUGGGCACACCACGUAAAGAAUAUUCUGAAGCAGGGUCGCUGUGUUUGGAUUAAUCCUCAAAAAUUAGAGGAAAAAAAUGAAGAAGAAGAAGAGGAGGAAGAGGAGGAAGAGGAGAUGGAUGAGCAACAGGCAGAAACAGGACCACCCCUUCUUACUCUGCUCUCUGAAGAUGAAGGAAUUAAAGACAUCCCUGCUUGGACAGCUCAGCAUUCUACAAACCUGAUCCCACAACACUCUGUUGCAAUUAUCCAGUCUAACCGGUGGCCUGGAGCAUAUGCCUUUGCAUCUGGCAGGAAAUUUGAGAACAUCUACUUUGGCUGGGGUCACAAAUACAGUCCAGAAAACUACACUCCCAUCCUGCCCCCACCAGUGCAAGAAGAAUAUCCCAGUGGUCCAGCAAUCACGGAGGCAAGAGACCCCACUCUGGAAGAGGAACUGGCUUUCAAGGCUGCACAGGAAGCUUUAGCCGCAGGUGAAGAAGAGGAAGAGGAAGAGGAAGAAGAGGGAGAUGAUUAAAAUGUGUGGGAAAACAUAUUGUUUUAAAACUUUAAACGUGAAUAGUAUUUUGAUAAUGUUGUCAUUAAUUUGUUGACCUUAAAAGAAAUGCAAUUGGAGCAUGCUUUCUUUUUUGAUUUCUGUAGGCUUCUCUUUGCAGCUACCUUCCACUCCUUCUCCACCCCUAAAGCCCUUCAUGAAGACUGUGCAAUGAAUGACUUAGCCUUUUUCUUAGAUGACUGUGCAGUCUGCUUGCUAAGAUAUUGAUUUGAACUAAGAACUAUAAUCCACCAGAUGUUCACAGUUUUUCUAACCCUCACUUCAAUACAUUUUAAAUAAAAAAAAUUAUAAUCACAUAA
Molecule: messenger RNA, 2538 nt
Organism: Neopelma chrysocephalum (saffron-crested tyrant-manakin)
Lineage: Eukaryota; Metazoa; Chordata; Aves; Passeriformes; Pipridae
Product: radial spoke head protein 6 homolog A-like
Exons: 6
Coding region: 521-2200 (559 amino acids)
Biological process (GO): cilium movement involved in cell motility; axoneme assembly; cilium assembly
Cellular component (GO): radial spoke; axoneme
Source: RefSeq, a predicted model, not a curated record